Messenger RNA from Annulohypoxylon maeteangense, 2114 nucleotides. Its product is annotated as NAD-dependent malic enzyme. Gene Ontology annotation, molecular function: NAD binding; malate dehydrogenase (decarboxylating) (NAD+) activity. Gene Ontology annotation, biological process: malate metabolic process; pyruvate metabolic process. The record is from RefSeq and is a predicted model, not a curated record. The coding region runs from base 258 to 2114 and encodes 618 amino acids. NCBI's taxonomy places the organism in Eukaryota, Fungi, Ascomycota, Sordariomycetes, Xylariales, Hypoxylaceae. Gene Ontology annotation, cellular component: mitochondrion. The transcript has 5 exons.
AUGUGCAAGUGAUAUCUAUUUUACGUGCCAUUUCCUCGAUGCUUACAUCCAUGGAAAUCAUCUCGUUUGCCAAUUCUGGUACGAUGGUUGAUACUAUCGCAUAAUGCUACAGUACCUAUCUUUCGACCUCCCCUAUAUUAGUUACUCAUAAUACCUUGAUUACCUAGUUUAAUAUAUUUAUAUAUCUUAAUCGACCAUUCUUGCGAACCUUGAGAAGUCAGCGUUUCAACCGUGUAACGUUUCAUACCGCACCUAAAAUGUCAGCGACUCCCAAGUCCAAGUUCUCGCAUCUGCCACUCAGUACCAGUGGUCCGAUAGAAUGCGCAGUAUCCGGAACAGUCUUACUGAACACUCCUUACUUCAACCGUGGCUCGGCACACUCGGCUGAAGAGAGACGCGAGUUUAACCUCACGGGUCUACUACCGACCAGCAUCCAAACUCUAGAACAGCAGGUUGAGCGUGCAUAUGAGCAGUACGUUUCGAGACAUGAUGAUCUGGCCAAGAACACCUUCUUGACAUCGCUCAAGGAGCAGAAUCUGGUCUUAUACUUCAAGCUUUUGCAAGACCACCUGAAAGAAGUUUUCAGUGUUGUAUACACUCCAACCGAAGGCGAUGCGAUCCAAAACUUCUCCCGGCUAUUCCGACGACCUGAGGGGUGUUUUCUUAACAUCAAUGACAUCGACAGAGUCCCGCAUGAUCUAGCUCAAUGGGGAAGACCUGAGGAUAUUGACUAUAUUGUCGUCACAGAUGGCGAAGAGAUUCUCGGAAUAGGGGACCAAGGCGCAGGCGGAAUUCUCAUUUCAGUUGCAAAGCUCGUGCUCACUACACUCUGCGCUGGAGUGCAUCCUAACCGAACCUUGCCUGUCGUCCUGGAUUGCGGAACAGACAACGAGAAUCUACUGAAUGAUGAUUUGUAUCUUGGCCUCCGCCAGAAACGGGAGAGGGGGGAGAAGUACGACAAACUUGUCGAUACCUUCGUUCAGUCUGCCCGCAAACUCUUCCCACGUGCUUAUAUUCACUUUGAAGAUUUCGGGUUGACGAAUGCACGCCGAAUUUUGGACCAUUAUCGACCUAAGAUCCCCUGCUUCAACGACGAUGUACAAGGCACUGGUUGUGUAACCUUGGCGGCUAUCAUGGCCGGACUACACGUAGGCAAGCAGAAGCUCCGGGACACCAAGAUCGUCAUCUUCGGUGCUGGAACCGCCGGUGUCGGCAUUGCUGACCAAGUCCGCGACGCCAUUGCCACCGAGAAGGGUAUCAGCAAGGAAGAAGCAGCAAAACAGCUCUGGCUCAUCGACAAGCCCGGCCUCCUAACCACCCAAACACAACUCGACCCCGGCCAACGCACCUACGCCAAAGACGCCUCCGACUGGACUAACAAAGAACGCUCCCUCCUCUCUGUAAUCAAAGAAGUCCAACCAAACGUCCUAAUCGGAACCUCCACAGUCCCCAAAGCCUUCACCGAAUCCAUCAUCAAAGAAAUGGCCGCCGGCACCCCCCGCCCCGUAAUCCUGCCCCUCUCAAACCCAACCCGCCUCCACGAAGCCGUUCCCUCCGAUAUCCUAAAAUGGACCAACGGCCGCGCCCUCGUCGCCACCGGUUCCCCCUUCGACCCCGUCACCGGCCCCUGGGGCACAAACGGAGCGGAAAUCGAAAUCGAAGUCGCGGAGUGCAACAACUCCGUCGUGUUCCCCGGCAUCGGCCUCGGCGCCGUGCUCUGCCGCGCAACCAAAGUCACUGAUAAAAUGCUCGUCGCAGCCGUUCGCGGCGUCGCGGCCCUGAGCCCCGCGCUGAGAGACGACACCGCGCCUUUGCUCCCCGGCGUUGAGGACGUGAGGGCUGUCAGUGUGCGUGUUGCGCGCGAGGUCAUCCUGGCGGCUGUUGAGGAGGGGGUGGUGACGGAACAAGGGAUACCGAGCGUGGUGGAGGGGGAGGACGGGUUGGAUGAGUGGAUUAAGGAGCAGAUGUGGGAGCCGGUGUAUCGCCCGUUGAAGAGGGUUGAUGUUGAGGGCGCGAGUCGGGCGGCGAAGGCUGAGUUGAAGGUUGUGGGGAGUUUGGAGGUUGGGGGUGGUGCUGGGGAUGGGACUGGGGAUGGGGGUAAGAGGGAGAGAUAG